AUGGCCGAGUACACCCCCUUUGGGGACCGCGCCGAGUGGGCUGAUGUGGAGCCUGUGCUUCAGGAUGAUGGUCCCAAUCCGGUGGUGCGUAUUGCAUACACUCCGCAGUUCAGCGCGCACUCGAGCUCACCGCAGAAGUCAUCGAUCUCAACCCCGAACUACACGUGCUGGCACUUUCGCCGCGCUUGCAUCGACGCCCUGGAGGCCGAUCUUCAGGCAGAGCUGGCGUUUACUGCAGAUGUUGCCCGCGAAUCGCCAAAGUGCUACCAAGUUUGGUACCACCGCCAGGCCAUCGUCGAGCGCGCAGGCUCGGCCGAUGCCGAGCUGGCGUUCACCGCAGAAAUCCUUGCCGAAGACGCCAAGAACUACCACGCCUGGUCGCACCGGCAGUGGUCCAUCAAGACUUUUGAUCUCUGGGACCACGAAGACGAGUACGUCGAGUCGCUGCUCGACCUCGACGUCCGCAACAACUCGGCUUGGAACGAGAAGUUCUUUGUGUGGACCUCCGGCGGUACCGCGCAGCCGGCCGACCUUGCUGCCUCGCUCCAGGCCCACAUCGACGCCACCAUUGCCCGCAUUCGGCGUGCACCCAACAACGAGGCUGCCUGGAACUUCCUCUAUGGUAUUCUCGAGCACGCCAUAGCGCACGGCGCCGAAGGUGCUGCUCCCGCAGCUGCAACGACAGCAGCCUCCAUCGCCGACCUCGCCGACAGCUACAUCGCCUCGGCCCCACUUCGCGCCUUUCUCGUUCGCGCCUACACUAUGCUUCUCGAGCCUGACGCCGACCGCCUCGCCGCCGCAUCGCAGCUUGCUGCCAACCUCGCCACCUCGCUGGACACGCUGCGGGCCAAGUACUGGAACUUCCGUAUCGCCCAGAUCGACGAGCAGAUCGCCGCCCUCCCAUCAGCUGCGUAG
This is a messenger RNA of Thecamonas trahens ATCC 50062, 915 nucleotides long. Its product is annotated as farnesyltransferase/geranylgeranyltransferase type-1 subunit alpha. Gene Ontology annotation, cellular component: cytoplasm; protein farnesyltransferase complex; CAAX-protein geranylgeranyltransferase complex. NCBI's taxonomy places the organism in Eukaryota, Apusomonadida, Apusomonadidae. The record is from RefSeq and is a predicted model, not a curated record. Gene Ontology annotation, molecular function: protein farnesyltransferase activity; CAAX-protein geranylgeranyltransferase activity. Gene Ontology annotation, biological process: protein farnesylation; protein geranylgeranylation. The transcript has 3 exons. The coding region runs from base 1 to 915 and encodes 304 amino acids.